AUGCUCCGGCUCAGGUAUCUCUUUCGAACCCCUCAAGCGAGUCCGUCUUUCUUCCGCUUCCGAUCUCGUCAUGGCCAUCCCAACUUCUUAACAUCACCGAGCGUCCAGCAUGUGAAGUUCAGGCGGCCUUGGGUCAGGUCGUUUAUCUCAAAGUGUCUGCUUUAUGGCACCGCAUUCCAUUUAUGGAGCACGUUCGUGCUAGUCCGAUUCGACGAUGAUACCGACGAUACAGACUCAGCCUCUGUUUCUGUACCGACAGAGGAUACUUCGCGCCACACCUCCCGAGGAAGUGGCAAUCAAAGCGGAAAAGAAGUUGAAGAUGAGGACGCGCUAUUCAUACCGCUCGCCUGGUCCAGAUUACAAACAGGUGAUCUAUACAGUACAUCUGAUCCAGAAUGGCAAACGUUUGUCAAUAUAUCCAAGGAUAGAAAGAAGCUUCAGAAACUCAGAGAUGAACUCGCGACGAUUGUCCUAGAGGGUGCAGAAAGUCAGAUGUCGCAAGUACUUGGGGGACCGCUCUCCAUUACAGGGUUCUGGCUUGUUCAUCAGUUUCCAAACCGUGCUCCUCCAGGAUAUGUCCGGUCAGGACUUGAGAUCACAGACAACAGUGUGUCGUGGGUCACUAAGCCAAUGGACCCUGAUGUGGGUGACAAGCUACAAAUCUUCAUGAAACCGGUUCAUAUGGUACUUGCAAUCAGAGAUGCAUAUCUAGUGUUGUUGUUACGGCAACUUGAUCGCCUAAGGAAACCCGAGGGAGAACCGCUAGACGCAUUGGAAUUUUUGAAUGACCCAUCCGCCACGCCUGGUCAAGGCAAAAAAAAUUGGAACGGUCAACAGGAACAAUCUAACAUCCAACCCCCCAUAACCGAUGGGCUCAAAGAAAACAUGCCACCCAACACCGAAAAUUCCAAUUAUCACCCAUCAUCACUCAUAUCUCUUUUACAGCGGUUGCCGUUACCCGACCUCAGCCCUGGAUCGGAUUUGCAUUUGGCAUCAAAGGCAUUCAACUUACGGCUAAAUAAUGAGCGGUCUCGAACCCCAGGGUCUGCUCGCCGGGGUGCUUUCUUUGUUGCAGGUCCAGUUGGGCUAAAAGGACCCAAUGGGUUUUGUAGAUUUGAGGUGCGAGGCGAGUAUGAUCCAGCCAAACGGGAAUGGCGAGCAGUGGAGAUGACACUAAAGGAUCUGAAUAUGAGGAGGCAGCGCGCACUUGGAAGUUAA
Messenger RNA from Penicillium antarcticum, 1218 nucleotides. RefSeq lists its product as uncharacterized. Bases 1 to 1218 code for a protein of 405 amino acids. The record is from RefSeq and is a predicted model, not a curated record. NCBI's taxonomy places the organism in Eukaryota, Fungi, Ascomycota, Eurotiomycetes, Eurotiales, Aspergillaceae. The transcript has 4 exons.